AGAGAUGGUCACUUUGGACCUACAAAUUCUUACUUCCCCUACACCAUCAGUCAGCUCGCCUUCAGUCCUUCCUUGCUCCAGUGCAUCAAGUGGACUCUCAAAUCAAGAAUCUAGCAGCUCAGAAGACUGCGGUCCAUCCUCCCAAAUCAAAAAGGCAUGGCCAGAGACAUUUCAGAUUCCGUGGACUGCAAUGCCUAUGGACAUUCGUUCAGCAGUGGCUGAUGGCAAGAGACCUUCACCAGCAGCACGGCGACAAAUGGUCAGAGUUUUGGCAGAUGAGAUGAGGAAAUAUGAGCUAAACCCAACACGUGGACAAUGUGUCACAGUAUGCCGAAAUAUCAUCCGCCAGUAUCCUCAAAGUUUUGCUGAUCUCCGUGACAAUGGUCAGGUACUAGGAAAUGGUUAUACCUCACUGUUAAUUCAAAUUAAAAACCGAAUUGAAAAUCUGAACCGCACCACCAGCUUUCGCCAACACCGUUCAUCUGGUGAUGGACUGAAGAGAGGGCCUACUGAUACAUAUGGCUGCACCAGAUUCCAGCCUGAUCUCCCACCAGAGGAGACAGAUGAAAGUGUAGAGCAGAAGCGUCAGCGGCUGGAGGAGAUAUACCGUCGAGAUGGAAUAAAUGGGGUUGAAAAAGCAGAAGUUAGGCAACUUAUGGAAACAACCUUUUGCCUCCAGCGGCAGCAAAUAAACAUAUUACCAUCACCCACCAUCGCUGAUAUAAGAAAGCAGUGGCCAUACCUUUUCACUCAGAAAGGGCUUUAUGCUCAUUUUGAACUUCUGACUGAUAUCAAAGUUAUGCGUGCACUUGAGCUUGCCAUGGAAGAGUGUGGAAGAGCCAUUGUGGAGUUCUUCAGCAGCAAACCCACCAAUGCAGAUGUCAGGACUGUCAUUUCUCUGCGGCCAGACCUCGAGCUUUCCUUCUGCAUCAUCCAACUUCUCAUGGCUCACUUCUCUGAGACUCAGGAAGGGCUGAUACUUUUUGCAAAUGCAUCUUCCACUGCAGCUGAUGUAGAAAGGACACUUGAACUACCUUCAACUCCUCGACUGAUACUCUUUGGUGAAAAACCAGGAAGCUGCAUUCAUAAAUGGAUGAUUAGUUUUGAGGGGCAAAUAAUCUGUGAGGGCAUCCAGCCAAGUUUUUUGUCUGGACUUGCUGCUGUGUUUUCAACUUUCUACAAUUUCAAUGUGGAGUACCAAGCUGAGGCUGCAUCCACGUUGGAAUUCAUUCAGAGGCGCUUCAUUGGAAUAAAUCCUGAAAAAGGCACCAAGGGUGGACAAGUCCUAUCAAAGCGGACAGGGAAGGUCGGCCACAGAAAAAAAUCUGUCAACACUCGGGUUGCCAGUCUACUUAAGAAACUAAUGGACUUUGAGUGGGACUUCAUAUAAGUGAACUUACUCAUCCACUGACAUACCACACA
This is a messenger RNA of Carassius auratus (goldfish), 1422 nucleotides long. RefSeq lists its product as uncharacterized. The record is from RefSeq and is a predicted model, not a curated record. The coding region runs from base 5 to 1390 and encodes 461 amino acids. NCBI's taxonomy places the organism in Eukaryota, Metazoa, Chordata, Actinopteri, Cypriniformes, Cyprinidae. The transcript has 4 exons.